AUGGAUAGAGGUAUGUCGUCGUUGUUUGAGGGGGCUGGAGUCGGUGCUGGAGAUGGAGUUGGGGGGUUAAGAGGUGCUGGGGUGGAUUUGGCUGGUGUUCGGGCUGGAGAUUUGAGUGAAGAGGUGGAUGGGAAUGGGAAUGUGAAUGCGGAUGGAAGUAUGGAUGCAAGGAGAGUGAGGGGUCAGGGUCAGAGUCAGAGUCAGAGUCUGCAGGGUGAUGUCGGUGUUGGUGCUGGGUUUGUGGGAUAUCCGGAGAAUGUGAAUAGAGGGAUGGGUUAUGGGUUUAAUGCUGGGAUUGGUGUUGGCAGUGGAAUUCAUAGUGUGAGGCCCGGGUUUAGGGAAAGAGAACAGGAACUUGAGAUUAAUGAAGUGGUUUUGGAGGGACCCCUCGUGUCGUUGAAAGAGUAAGUUCUAUUCAUUCUUCUGUUGUCUUUCACUGCUCGAGAUAGGAAUGGAGAUGAAAAAGCCGCAGAUUGAACGCAGAGAAAAUUUCCCAAACUCAAAUUAAUAUAAUUUCCUAGGUCACUCCUCACAGGACGAUUUUCAGACUUGACAAUCUUUCAUGGUGUACGUGUAUGGAAUGCGCAUAAAGUGGUUGUUUGUUCACAAUCGGAAGUAUUGGAGAGUAUGAUUGAUAAUAAUGGUGUGGGAAAUAUGGUUAGUUCUCUUUUCCUCACAUUCACUUCUCUCUUCCAUCCUAACUCCUAAUUUCCUCUCAUACUUUACAUUACUAAUCCUAACACUACAGUUCGGUACCCCCUCCAAAUCCAGCAUUUUAAACCUCUCCUCCUUCCCCCUCGACUCCAUCACAGCCCUAAUAGAAUACCUCUACACAUCCGCCUACUCACUCCCCACACCCGCAGAUGACACCACCCCCACAAGCUGCACCUAUUUAUCCGGCCCCUCCUAUUCCCUCCCCCUACACGAACAAAUCUUCUACCUAGCCGUCCACCUCCAAAUCCCCGCAUUAGAAACCCUAUCCGCAGCAUCCUUCCGCCACACACUCAACACGCAAAUCUCAAACCUCGACAUCUAUUUCUCAUGCAUAAAACGCAUCUUCAAUAAAACGACGGAUAAAAAUCCAGGAUUGCGAAAUGUGUUAUUGGAAGCGGCGGUAAGGGAAUUAGACGGGUUUUUGGGAGAUGAGGGGUUGAAAGAUAGGUUUUGGGGUGUGAUGAGGGAGAAUAGGGAGUUUUGGGAGGGGGUGCUUAGGUUGUUGGGGUGCUUGAGUAGGAAGGAUGGGGUGGUUAGGGAUGUUGGUGUUCCGCUUGAGGUGGAGAGGGUGAUUGAAAAGGUGGUGCAAGGGGAGGGGGAGGAGCAGAAGGAAUGGAUUUUAUGUGCGGAUUGUGGACCCACGGGGGAAGGGGAGGAGUAUGAGGUUAAGUGUGUGUGCAGAAAGUGUGGGGUUGAGAGGGUACUUAGUUUUUCUUAGAGUGAGGAGGAGAGUCUUGGAGAUGGGUUUUACAAGUGGAGUGGUCGAGAUGAUAUGAUGGGAUGUAACGAAUAA
Molecule: messenger RNA, 1507 nt
Organism: Sclerotinia trifoliorum
Lineage: Eukaryota; Fungi; Ascomycota; Leotiomycetes; Helotiales; Sclerotiniaceae
Source: the annotation of a GenBank genome assembly